AUGAUAGGAGAACGCUCGUAUCAGCCAGGAAGCCUUUGGUUCUAUGCACCGAAUAAGGGUGCGCCGAUAGCAUUUGCCAUCCUCUUCGCCCUGUCGGGUGUAUUCCACUUCUAUCAGACCUUCCGCUACAAGUCAUGGAAAGUGACUGGCUUGUUGCCAUGGUCGGCGCUUCUUUUUACGGCUGGAUUUGUCAUGCGCACCAUUGGUGCCUUCGGUCAAUGGCAUAACAUCGGUAUUUAUAUAGCGAGCAAUGUUCUCCUUCUGGUUGGACCUCCGGUCUACGAAACCUCGAAUUACCUUAUACUCGGUCGCAUGCUCUACUAUAUCCCAUAUCACUCACCCAUUCACCCUGGUCGUGUGUUUACCACAUUCAUUGCUUUAGCUGUGGUCAUCGAAGCUAUCACUGCCAAUGGAGCUGUUCGAGUCGCAAGUGCUGACUCCACAGUGAGUGAGCAAGACACUGGCAAAGCACUACUCAAGGCGGCGCUCAUCAUGCAGAUUGCCUUGAUGGUGGGCUUCGUGGCACUCGCUGGAAGAUUCCACUACAACUGCUCGAAGGGCAGUGUUUUGAAUAAAAAGAUUAAGCGCACUCUGAUUGUUCUCUAUGCCAGCUGCACUCUCAUCAUCAUUCGAACCAUUUACCGCACUGUCGAGUAUUUCACCGCCGCGAGCCUGAACACCUACACUGACAUUCAGCAGAUCAGUCCCGUUCUUAAGCAAGAAUGGUUCUUCUGGUUUUUCGAGGCGGUCUUCAUGUACAGCAACACCACCCUGCUCAAUGUGUGUCAUCCGAUGCAGGUACUUCCACGCUCAAACAAGGUAUAUUUGAGUGUGGAUGGCGUGACUGAAAUUGAGGGUCCAGGUUAUGAUGACCCCCGAUCCAAGUUGGUUACUAUAAUUGAUCCUUUUGAUAUUUACGGUUUGAUUACAAAGCACGGCAAGAAGGAGAAGUAUUGGGAGACCGUGACUACUCAGCAGAUCACGCUGUCUUCCGCGACAUUCGAAGGGUCAUGUUUCUGA
Molecule: messenger RNA, 1020 nt
Organism: Penicillium maclennaniae
Lineage: Eukaryota; Fungi; Ascomycota; Eurotiomycetes; Eurotiales; Aspergillaceae
Product: putative RTA1 domain protein
Exons: 4
Coding region: 1-1020 (339 amino acids)
Cellular component (GO): membrane
Source: RefSeq, a predicted model, not a curated record